Lucilia cuprina (Australian sheep blowfly) is the source of this 4331-nucleotide messenger RNA. RefSeq names its product ATP-dependent translocase ABCB1 (gene Mdr50). NCBI's taxonomy places the organism in Eukaryota, Metazoa, Arthropoda, Insecta, Diptera, Calliphoridae. Gene Ontology annotation, cellular component: membrane. Gene Ontology annotation, biological process: transmembrane transport. Gene Ontology annotation, molecular function: ATP hydrolysis activity; ABC-type transporter activity; ATP binding. The coding region runs from base 93 to 4007 and encodes 1304 amino acids. The transcript has 10 exons. The record is from RefSeq and is a predicted model, not a curated record.
ACUUCAGUAGUGAACGAUAUUUUGGCAAUAGCAGUUUUAAAUCCUUAUUUAAUAGUUAACCUUGGCAGAUAUUAAAAACCUAGAAUCACGUAAUGAGUAGUGUUAACGGUAAUCAAAAGGACGAUAUGUCCUAUUACAAAAGUAAUAUAACAUUAGGUGAUGACAGCACAGAUCAAUAUAUGACUGGUUCAUCGGUGCCCAUAAAUGGUGAAAAGAAAAAAUCCCAUUGGUGGAAUAGAAAGAAAAAUAAAGAUGAUGAUGUUGAUGAUGAUAAUAGUAGUUCCGGCAAUAGUGAGGAGAGUGAUAAACCCAAAGAUGAUGUGAAACCAGUGGCUUUUUAUAAAAUGUUUAAAUAUGCCACAACUACAAAUAAAAUCAUGUAUUUUGUGGGUAUAUUGGCAUCCAUUGCCACGGGCUUAACAACACCUGCUAACAGUUUGAUUUUUGGUAAUCUGGCCAAUAGCAUGAUUAACUUUUCCGAAUAUAAAGAUGGCUAUACUAGAGAAGAUCAGUCCGUUAUAUUUUGGGAAGCUAUAAAAACUUUUGCUUUCCAAAAUACCAUGAUUGGUGUGGUAAUGUUGGCCUGCAGUUAUAUCUCCAUAACGCUUUUUAAUUAUGCCGCUCAUGCCCAAAUUUUACGUAUACGUGGUAAAUUCUUUAGAUCUAUAUUGCAUCAGGAUAUGGCCUGGUAUGAUUUCAAUCAAAGCGGUGAAGUGGCCAGUCGUAUGAAUGAAGAUUUGUCGAAAAUGGAGGAUGGUUUAGCGGAAAAGGUGGUUAUGUUUGUCCAUUAUAUGGUGGCCUUUGCUGGUUCCAUUGUUUUGGCUUUUUAUAAAGGUUGGCAAUUAGCUUUGGUAUGCUUGUCCAGUUUGCCAGUAACUUUUAUAGCCAUGGGUUUGGUGGCUGUGGCUACCUCAAAGUUGGCCAAACAAGAACUUAAUGUUUACGCUACAGCUGGUAAUAUUGCUGAGGAGGCUCUUAGCGGCAUACGCACAGUCAAAGCUUUUGAGGGAGAAUCUAAAGAAGGAACAGCUUACAAGUCUCAAAUUGUUGCUGCUCGUAAUUUAAAUAUCAAACGUAACUUCUUCUCGGGUUUGGGUUUCGGUCUAUUGUGGUUCUUCAUCUAUGCCUCCUACGCACUUGCCUUUUGGUAUGGUGUGGGUUUGGUUUUAAAGAGUUACGAUGAUAUUCCUGGCUAUGAAAACUAUGAUGCUGGCACUAUGAUUACUGUUUUCUUUUCUGUUAUGAUGGGAUCUAUGAAUAUUGGCAUGGCUUCACCUUAUAUUGAGGCUUUUGGUAUUGCCAAGGGUGCUUGCGCUAAAGUUUUUAAAUUAAUUGAUCAAAUACCCACUAUUAAUCCUAUAGAAAUCAGAGGUGUCAAUUUGAAUCAACCCUUAACUCAUAUUGAAUUUCGUGACAUCGAUUUUUUCUAUCCGACGCGUAAAGAAGUUAAAAUUCUUAAUAAGUUCAAUUUAAAAAUUCAUCGAGGUCAAACGGUAGCCUUGGUAGGCUCAUCGGGUUGUGGCAAAUCAACCUGCAUUCAAUUGAUUCAACGGUUUUAUGAUCCAGAAGGUGGUCAAGUGCUUUUCAACAAUGUAGACUUGAAAGAUAUAGACAUAAAUUGGUUGAGAGAACGUAUCGGUGUUGUAGGUCAAGAACCCAUUUUAUUCGGUACUUCAAUUUAUGAAAAUAUACGUUACGGCCGUGAAGAUGCUACCAGGGAACAAAUAGAAGAAGCCGCUAGAGCGGCCAAUGCCAUGGUAUUUAUCAACAAGCUUCCUCAAGGUUUUGAUACUUUAGUAGGAGAGCGUGGUGCUCAAUUGUCGGGUGGCCAGAAACAACGUAUUGCUAUAGCUAGAGCUUUAGUAAGAGAUCCUGAAAUAUUGUUAUUGGAUGAAGCUACAUCGGCUUUGGAUACUGCCAGUGAAGCAAAGGUACAGGCUGCCUUAGAAAAGGCGGCAGAAGGCAGAACUACAGUAAUCGUAGCUCAUCGUCUCUCCACCAUUCGUCGUGCAGAUCGUAUUGUGGUCAUUAACAAGGGCUGUGUAGUUGAGAGUGGUACUCAUAAUGAGUUAAUGGCCUUGAAACAACACUACUAUAAUUUAGUUAUGACCCAAUUGGGUGAAGAUGCUAAUGUCACUACACCCGGACUUAAACAAAAUGAAUUCUUUGCAAAUGCCAAGGAUGAAGAUGAAGAACAAAUAAAAAUUACUCACGUUGAAGAAGUCAUCGAGUCCAAAGAGGAAAAGAGUACUUUCUCAAUUAUCAACAUUUUGAAGAUGAAUCGCGAUGAAUGGCCUCAAAUCUUGUGUGGCUGUGUUUCAUCUGUUAUUAUGGGAGCUGCUAUGCCUCUGUUUGCUGUACUUUUUGGUUCAAUUCUACAAAUUUUGGCUGUCAGAAAUAAUCCACAGUAUGUAAGAGAUAAUACAAAUACAUUCAGUUUGUAUUUCCUCAUUUGCGGCAUUGUAGUGGGUAUUGCAACAUUUUUACAGAUCUAUACAUUUGGCAUUGCUGGUGAAAAAUUAACUGAACGUUUGCGUGGCAUGAUGUUUGACGCCAUGUUAAGAAUGGAAGUUGCCUGGUUUGAUGAUCGUGCUAAUGGUACUGGUUCUUUAUGUGCCCGUUUGUCUGGCGAUGCCUCAGCUGUUCAAGGUGCUACCGGUCAACGUAUUGGAACUAUUGUUCAAUCUUUGUCUACACUACUUUUGGGUGUUGGACUUUCCAUGUACUACGAAUGGAGUUUGGGUCUUUUGGCUUUGGCCUUUACGCCGUUCAUUUUGAUUGCCACCUAUUUGCAGCGCAAAGUUAUGGCCCAAGAAAAUAUGGGUACCGCCAAAACAAUGGAAAAAUGUACCAAGCUCGCCGUUGAAGUUGUUUCAAAUAUACGUACAGUAGCAUCUUUGGGACGUGAGGAAAUGUUUCAUAAACAAUACAUGGAAAUGUUGUAUCCAGCUGUUAAUAAAGCUAAACGCAAUACGCAUUAUCGUGGUUUUGUCUACGGUUUGGCACGUUCUUUGAUGUUCUUUGCUUAUGCCGCUUGUAUGUACUAUGGCGGUUGGUGUGUGCUUAAUAAGAAUAUGGAAUUCGGUAAUGUGUUUAAGGUUUCGCAAGCACUUAUUAUGGGAACAGCUUCAAUUGCUAGUGCUUUGGCUUUCGCUCCCAAUUUCCAAAAGGGUAUCUCAGCGGCUGAAGGCAUUUAUAAGUUAAUUACUCGUGAACCUAAAAUUGUUGAUCGUCCAGAUGUCUCCCAUGAGCCUUGGCAAUCUGAGGGCAAUGUUGCCUUCGACUCGGUUCGUUUUUCAUAUCCUACACGUCAAGAAAUCACUGUGCUCAAGAGCCUUAGCCUUGCUGUCAACAAGGGUCAGAAAAUCGCCUUAGUAGGUCCUUCGGGUUGUGGCAAGUCAACCUGUAUACAACUUUUGCAAAGAUUCUACGAUGUAGAUGAUGGUUCUGUUACUGUAGAUACAAUCGAUAUACGCAAUUUAUCAAUUCUUAAUUUGCGGAAACAAUUGGGUAUUGUUUCUCAAGAACCCAUACUCUUUGACAGAAGUAUUCGCGAAAAUAUUGCGUAUGGUGAUAACACCCGUAUGGUUUCUGAACAAGAGAUUAUAGAAGCAGCAAAGAAAGCCAACAUACACAACUUUGUGUCAUCUUUGCCAUUGGGUUAUGAAACUCGUAUGGGUGAAAAGGGCACACAGUUGUCUGGCGGUCAGAAGCAAAGAAUUGCCAUUGCUCGUGCUUUGGUUAGAAAUCCUAAGAUUCUGUUACUCGAUGAGGCUACCUCAGCUUUGGAUGCAGAAAGUGAAAAGGUUGUACAAGAUGCCCUCGAAGUGGCCAGUGAGGGUCGUACCAGCAUUAGUAUUGCCCAUCGUCUAUCUACCAUUGUAGACUGUGACAUAAUUUUUGUCUUUGACGAAGGCAAAGUCUGUGAACAGGGUACUCAUAAGGAUUUACUUGAAAUGCGAGGUCUUUACUAUACCCUUUAUAAAUUACAAACAGGUGCUAUGUAAAGAUCAUUCAAAUUAUCUCACUCUCAUCAAAAACUCUCUAUCCACUCUAACAUAUAGCAGCUUAAUUUUAAGUUUAAUUCUAGUUAUUAUUUGUAUUAGUGCGUAGUAUUCGAACAAAAAGACAACACAAACGAAUUAUGAAUAUUCAAAAAAAUUGGAAAAAAUAUAACAAUAGAAAUCAAUAGUAAAAUUACUCUUGUUAGGAAUUUAUUUAAGUUUUAUAAUAUAUAUUUAUUGUUGAAUUGAAUAUUGACAAGUUUAUAUGUAUGUAUAUAAUUUUUGUUAUUGAUCGUGAUAAUAAAGAUAAGAACAUUGUUUAAAAAA